Molecule: messenger RNA, 1200 nt
Organism: Dryobates pubescens (Downy woodpecker)
Lineage: Eukaryota; Metazoa; Chordata; Aves; Piciformes; Picidae
Gene: GJA8
Product: gap junction protein alpha 8
Exons: 1
Coding region: 1-1200 (399 amino acids)
Biological process (GO): cell communication
Cellular component (GO): connexin complex
Source: RefSeq, a predicted model, not a curated record
AUGGGUGACUGGAGUUUCUUGGGAAACAUUUUAGAGCAGGUGAACGAGCAAUCCACUGUCAUCGGGAGAGUCUGGCUCACAGUGCUCUUCAUAUUCCGCAUCCUGAUCCUGGGAACAGCUGCUGAGCUAGUGUGGGGAGAUGAACAGUCAGACUUUGUGUGCAACACCCAGCAACCUGGUUGUGAGAAUGUCUGCUAUGAUGAGGCCUUCCCCAUCUCCCACAUCCGGCUGUGGGUCCUGCAGAUCAUUUUCGUGUCCACGCCUUCGCUAAUGUACUUUGGGCAUGCAGUGCACCAUGUCCGCAUGGAGGAGAAAAGGAGAGAGAGGGAGGAAGCUGAGAGGCGUCAGCAAGCUGAGGUGGAUGAAGAAAAGCUGCCCCUGGCUCCCAACCAAAACAAAGGCAAUAACCCUGAUGGGACCAAGAAGUUUCGCCUGGAGGGUACCCUCCUGAGAACCUACAUAUUCCACAUCAUUUUCAAAACCCUCUUUGAGGUAGGAUUCAUAGUGGGUCAGUACUUCCUGUAUGGCUUCCGAAUUCUUCCCCUUUACCGCUGCGGACGCUGGCCCUGUCCCAAUCUUGUGGACUGUUUUGUCUCCAGGCCCACAGAGAAGACCAUCUUUAUCAUGUUCAUGCUGGUGGUGGCUUCCGUGUCCCUCUUCCUCAACCUGGUGGAGAUCAGUCACUUGAUCCUGAAAAGGAUUCGGAAGGCUCUGAGAAGACCAGCAGAGGAACAGCUUGGGGAGGUCCCAGAGAAGCCACUCCAUGCCAUCACAGUCUCCUCCAUCCCAAAGGCCAAAGGCUACAAGCUGCUGGAAGAAGAGAAGCCAGUGUCCCACUAUUUCCCUCUCACAGAAGUAGGGGUGGAGCCCAGUCCUCUUCCAUCAGCCUUCAAUGAGUUUGAGGAGAAGAUUGGGAUGGGACCAUUGGAAGAUCUCUCCAGGGCAUUCGAUGAGAGGUUACCAUCGUAUGCACAAGCAAAGGAACCGGAAGAGGGGAAGGUAAGAGCAGAGGAGGAAGAACAAGGAGAGGAGCAGCCAGCACCUCAGGAAGAGCCAGGGGUGAAGAAAGCAGAGGAGGAGGUGGUGAGCGAUGAAGUGGAAGGGCCUUCAGCACCUGCUGACCUUGCCACUGAUAUGAGACCCCUCAGCAGGCUAAGUAAAGCCAGCAGCCGGGCCAGGUCAGAUGAUUUGACUGUAUGA